UGAGCUAGGAUCUAUCAGAGAGCAACUGCUUUCUGGAACUUACGGCCUCGGAACCCCGGUCAAGGUUGGACCUUGGUAAUCAACUACGACCGCUUCUUUUCCCGGGCAAGACACGAACUGCAUUAUUAUUUUCCUUCGUCUCGAUUCGCAAAACAAACCAAAAGGAAAUUCCGAUGAUACGGAUCCUCGACAGCUCGUAUCUACGUACGAUAUGAUCACGAUACCUACUGCAUGUUACUAGAGUUGAGUCAACUGGCGUUUACAGUGUGCAAAGAGGACUUUUUUUUUUUUUUUUUUAACUUUUCCGUGUGCAAUACUUUGGAUAUUUGUCUCGUCACCUUCUUCUUUUCUCUUGUCUUCUGGGUUCCCGAGUUUAACAUCAUUGCAUCAUUGUUCGUUUCCUUCAGAUUGCACCGUGUCUAUUGUGGAAUAUCUGCUUUUGUUUUCCGUUUUUCUUUCUUUUCAUCGUUUAUCUUAUAUCUCUUUUGUAUCUCUCUCCCAUUCCGCUUCCCUUUUUUUAAUUUUUAUUUUUUUUUUUUUUCUUAAUGUCUUGCUACAUAUCUGCUUAGCAUAUGGGAAGUCAAGAGCUGAUAAAUUUAUGACUGCCUUAAGCCUGCA
Aspergillus ruber CBS 135680 is the source of this 618-nucleotide messenger RNA. RefSeq lists its product as uncharacterized. The record is from RefSeq and is a predicted model, not a curated record. The transcript has a single exon. Bases 232 to 546 code for a protein of 104 amino acids. Lineage: Eukaryota; Fungi; Ascomycota; Eurotiomycetes; Eurotiales; Aspergillaceae.